CUGCAGAAAACAGCCAAAGGAAGAGGACGCAGAAAGAGCAAGUUCAUUGACAACAGCCUCAUCGACUCGUCGCUGUCAUGGCCCAGCUCUGCAGAACAGCUGCCCUGCUCCUGAAGCCCAGCCGAGGCCUGCCCGCCGCCCUGUCCGCUGCACGCCACUACAGCUCAGGGGGUCAGUAUGAAUACAUCGUGGUGGAGAAGCGAGGGGAGAAGCAGAAUGUAGGUUUCAUCCAGCUGAACCGGCCCAAGGCACUCAACGCUCUGUGUGACGGGCUGAUGAUGGAGGUGGGACGGGCUCUGGACAACUUUGAGGUUGAUGGAGAUGUCGGAGCCAUCGUCAUCACUGGCAGUGAGAAAGCCUUUGCUGCGGGGGCGGACAUCAAAGAGAUGCAGAAUCGAACCUUCCAGGAGUGUUACGGUGGAAACUUCCUGGCUCACUGGAACAGAGUGUCCACAGUGAAGAAGCCUGUGAUUGCGGCCGUCAACGGAUUUGCACUGGGCGGAGGCUGUGAACUGGCAAUGAUGUGCGACAUCAUCUACGCCGGAGAGAAGGCUCAGUUCGGCCAGCCAGAGAUCCUGUUGGGGACCAUUCCUGGAGCGGGUGGCACUCAGAGGUUGACCCGCGCAGUGGGAAAGUCCUUGGCUAUGGAGAUGGUACUAACAGGAGACAGGAUUAACGCUCAAGAAGCCAAGCAGUCAGGUCUGGUGAGUAAAAUUGUCCCAGUGGACCAGCUGGUGUCAGAAGCCAUUAAAUGUGGGGAGAAAAUUGCUGCCAAUUCCAAGCUGGUCUCAGCUAUGGCUAAAGAGGCUGUUAAUGCAGCCUAUGAGCUGACUCUGGCUGAGGGGAACCGUUUGGAGAAGAGGUUAUUCCAUGCGACCUUUGCUACGGAUGAUCGUAAGGAAGGCAUGACUGCAUUUGUGGAGAAGAGAAAAGCCAGUUUCAAAGACAAGUAGAGAAGAGUUGAUUGUGAACUCGGCCAAGAGCACAAAGUUCCUGGAAUCAGCAGGUCAUUUCCCAAUCUGAAAUCUGUCCUGAAGUUGGAUGCUGCAGAAACAUCCUGAUGCUAGUGGAACAUAACAUACUAAGCAAACUUAGGAUCUGGCACUGAGUGAAAACACAAGUGUGUCUUAUCACAGCUGAGCCCUGCCUGUCUGUCCACAGUAUCAAAAUCAAAUGCUGUGUACAUUCAGUAGUGCCGUGUGUCUAUAUGUGAAUACACUAUCAAUCCACCUUGAUUACUAAUACUGAUUUUGCCUUCAUUGUCACUGUCAGACCCUUGCCUACAUUUUGUUGGCUGCUGUUUUUUUUCCUAUGUACAUUUUGCAAAUAAAGCAAUAUCCUGGUUUUGAGUAACUGUGAAA
Messenger RNA from Myripristis murdjan (pinecone soldierfish), 1361 nucleotides. RefSeq names its product enoyl CoA hydratase, short chain, 1, mitochondrial (gene echs1). Gene Ontology annotation, cellular component: mitochondrion. The transcript is spliced from 8 exons. Gene Ontology annotation, molecular function: catalytic activity. Lineage: Eukaryota; Metazoa; Chordata; Actinopteri; Holocentriformes; Holocentridae. Gene Ontology annotation, biological process: fatty acid beta-oxidation. The coding region runs from base 78 to 953 and encodes 291 amino acids. The record is from RefSeq and is a predicted model, not a curated record.